Aspergillus neoniger CBS 115656 is the source of this 650-nucleotide messenger RNA. Its product is annotated as GFA family protein. The record is from RefSeq and is a predicted model, not a curated record. NCBI's taxonomy places the organism in Eukaryota, Fungi, Ascomycota, Eurotiomycetes, Eurotiales, Aspergillaceae. Gene Ontology annotation, molecular function: carbon-sulfur lyase activity. The coding region runs from base 46 to 516 and encodes 156 amino acids. The transcript is spliced from 2 exons.
UGUUUAUUCUGUUCGCCACAACCACCCCCUCCCCCAGCCCUCAUUAUGGCUCAGAACAACCUGACUGGCGCCUGUCUCUGCAGGAACAUCACAUAUCGCAUUACCUUGCCAGAUCCAGAGACAUACCCAAAGCUGAUCAUCUGCCACUGCACCCACUGCAAACGCUACACGGGCUCGAGCUUCUCUGCCAAUAUUAUCAUCCCACGGGCUUGUUUCGAGUACACGAAGGGUACACCCAAGCUAUAUACGGACAGCAGUAAGAGGGGUGUACAGGUACUACGCGAGUUCUGUCCUGAUUGCGGAACACCGUUCACGUCACGGUCGAGUGAUGAUGAGGCAGUUGUCGCGGUGAAGUCGGGGACGCUUGAUGAUGAGCAUCGGGUUAAGUGCUCGGAGUUGGAAAUGGAGAUAUAUUAUCAUCGGAAAGAUGGGUGGGUGGAUGGGUUGGGAGGUGAGGAGGUGAAGAGGGUGGAUGGGAGUAUGGGGAGUUCGUCUGGAGAGGCUGAAGGGUAUUGAGGAUUAUAGUUGGACAGAACGAUGCGGGUGGGAAGUUUAUUAAGUUGUGGUCACUUGGCCUUGAUGAGGAAGCUAGGAUAUUAUCAGCCUGGUUACUCUAUAUUGUAUAACCGCAUGGUACGCUGUCAAUUCAC